AUGGAUGCCAAAGACUUACUUGAAAGCCUCAAAGCAGACCUCAUUUGCCCCAUCUGCCUGGGCCACUUCACUGACCCAGUGAUUGCCAAAUGUGGUCAUAGCUUUUGCUCACAGUGUCUUCUCCAGUGCAGGGAUGGAGCUGAUUCUACAAUAAACUGUCCAGAGUGCAGACAAGUCAUUCAAAUCAGCAAGUUGGUGCCCAAUAGGAACCUGCAGAAUCUUUCUCUCAGGGGCAAAAUGAUCAGACCUUAUUUGCUUCAGAGCAUGCUGGGCCUGACCACCUGUGACCAACAUCUGGAAAAGGAGAAGCUCUUCUGUGAGGAAGACCAGAGACCCCUCUGUGAGUCUUGUUCAUUAGCCACAGAGCACAAAGAUCACCAAGUCCUUCCUUUGGAUAAGGCUGCUGAUGAAUGCAGGGAGAAGCUCCAGGAGACCUGGAAUAUGUUACAGAGUAAAGUGGAAGAAUUUAAAUUUUCAUUGGAUCUUGCAAGAAAAAAAGAGGCACAGUACAAGGAGAAUAUUCAUGGACUUAGAGAGACAGUUAAAUUUGAAUAUGAGAAAAUGCACCAGUUCUUAUGGGAUGAAGAAUAUCUAUAUAUGAAAAUAAUGGACCAGGAAUGCAGAGACAACCUGGCAGAAUUCGAGGAGAAGAAGGCCAGAUUUUCACAACAAAUCCAGAGUCUGCAGCAAAGUAUGCUCAAAAUAGAGGAGAAUUUGGACAAAGCUCCCUUGGAAAUGCUCCAGGAUAUGAAAGACACCUUGGCAAGGAAUGAGGAGCUGCUACUUCAAGAACCAGUGGUUCCCUUCCCUACCUGGAGCAUCUGCCCCAUCACUGGCUUGAGAGAUAUGCUCAAGACUUUCCAGAGGGAUAUAACUCUAGAUCCUGAAACAGCCAAUCCUCAUCUCAUCGUGUCUGAAGAUUUGAAGACUGUCACAUAUACAAAUUUCCCACAGGAUCUGCCUGACAAUGAAGAAAGAUUUGACACUGCUCCUACUGUACUGGGGGCCCAGACUUUCACCUCUGGCAGACACUACUGGGAAGUGGUUGUGGGAGAUAAGACACAGUGGACACUGGGAAUCUGUGAAGAUUCAAUCAGCAGAAAGGGGGCACAUUCCCUAUUAUCCAAGGAUAUAAGGACCUUAGUUGGAUUCAAAAAUGGGAAUGAUUUAUUUCUCUGGAAUUCACAAAGUGGUUUUUAUGAGAGCAAGCCUAUUCACUCGGUGGGUAUUUUUCUUGACUAUGAAAAGGGACAUAUAGCAUUUUACAAUGUUACAGAGAGAUCCCUUAUCUUCAGUCCCCUGAACCUAGCCUUUCAAGGAGCUCUACGGCCUUACUUUUCUCCUUGUUCUCCUGAUGAAGAAAAUAGCUCUGAAACACUCAUUAUCUGUCAUCGUAAUAAUCAGUAA
Dromiciops gliroides (monito del monte) is the source of this 1407-nucleotide messenger RNA. RefSeq names its product probable E3 ubiquitin-protein ligase TRIML1. NCBI's taxonomy places the organism in Eukaryota, Metazoa, Chordata, Mammalia, Microbiotheria, Microbiotheriidae. The coding region runs from base 1 to 1407 and encodes 468 amino acids. The transcript has 6 exons. Gene Ontology annotation, molecular function: protein binding; zinc ion binding. The record is from RefSeq and is a predicted model, not a curated record.